Messenger RNA from Drosophila elegans, 409 nucleotides. RefSeq names its product protein transport protein Sec61 gamma-2 subunit. Gene Ontology annotation, cellular component: Ssh1 translocon complex; membrane. The coding region runs from base 93 to 299 and encodes 68 amino acids. Gene Ontology annotation, molecular function: transmembrane protein transporter activity. The record is from RefSeq and is a predicted model, not a curated record. The transcript has a single exon. Gene Ontology annotation, biological process: post-translational protein targeting to membrane, translocation; protein targeting. Lineage: Eukaryota; Metazoa; Arthropoda; Insecta; Diptera; Drosophilidae.
UCAACUUCUGCUAUCUGGUAACACUACAAGAAACGACACGGCAGCAAAUCGGUUCACUGGCUAUUUUCGUUUAAUAAGGACUUUAUUUUACAAUGGACAAGGUUGUUAAAUUUGCCGAGCCUGGACGCGUCUUCGCCAAGGACUCGAUUCGACUGGUGAAGCGCUGCACCAAGCCCGAUCGCAAGGAGUUCCAGAAAAUCGCCAUCGCCACCGCUGUGGGCUUCUGCAUCAUGGGCUUCAUCGGAUUCUUCGUGAAGCUGAUACACAUCCCCAUCAACAACAUCAUCGUGGGCUCCUAAAUGCAGCAGGUGGCCAAGGGACCAGGAAGAACAAUACAAUAAUAAUAAAAUGUAAUUACGGUUCCAAAGGGAACUCUAGCAAAAUAAAAAUCCCUUUUUCGGAUUGUGUA